CUCCCGUCUCCACCGCAUCUAAACCCUGCCCCUCCCUCUGUUUUUCUCUCUCCCUCCAAGGUUCUUAGGGUUUCGCAUCCGCAUCAGCCGCCGCCGGAACCGGGGAGGCGGCGAUACGUCGCGAUGCAGCCAACAUACCAGCCGCCAAUGAACGGCCAGCACGCGCCUCAGCCGCAGGCCUCUGGGGCUCCGCCGCCUCCUCUGCAGCAGGCCCCCCCGCCGCAGCAGUACUACCAGGCGCCGCCGCAGUACUACCAGCAGGGACCCCCGCCGGCGAUGUGGGGCCAUCCGCAGCAGCAUAUGCCUCCGCAGUACGCGCCCCCGCCGCAGCAGUACGCGCCUCAGCCUCCUCAGCAGUACGCGCCGCCGCCGCAGCAUUACGCGCCGCCGCCGCCGCAGUACGGAGCGCAGAUGGCUGGCGGGCCGCCUCCGGGAGGCGAGGAUAUCAGGUCGCUGUGGAUCGGAGAUCUCCAGUACUGGAUGGAUGAGACCUACCUCUACAACGCCUUUGCGCCUGUGGGGCCGCAGCAGGUCACCUCAGUGAAAAUUAUCCGCAACAAACAUACUGGGCAGCCCGAGGGUUAUGGUUUUAUUGAAUUUCAAUCUCGAGCUGCUGCGGAAUAUGCUCUUGGGACCUUUAAUGGGCAGAUGAUGCCUAAUGUUGAACAAGUUUUCAAGCUAAACUGGGCUUCUUGUAGUGCUGGUGACAAGCGGGGUGAUGAUGGUUCUGAUCACACAAUAUUUGUUGGUGAUUUGGCUGCUGAUGUUACUGACGCCAUGUUGGAAGAGAUAUUCAAAGCCACCUACCCAUCAGUUAAAGGUGCUAAUGUUGUUACUGACAGGGCCACUGGUCGCUCCAAAGGAUAUGGUUUUGUACGCUUUGGAGAUCUAAAUGAGCAGACACGUGCUAUGACUGAGAUGAAUGGAGUGACAUUGUCUACAAGACAAAUGAGGAUUGGGCCUGCAGCUAACAAGAAGAAUAUGGGUACUCAGCAGACAUAUUCAACUAAUGCAGGGUACCAGAGCUCUCAAGUAAACGAGGCGGCGAAUGAUCCCAACAAUACUACAAUCUUUGUGGGCGGGUUAGAUUCCAAUAUAGAUGAGAACUAUCUAAGGCAAGUUUUUACUCCAUAUGGCGAAGUUGGUUAUGUGAAGAUUCCUGUAGGCAAGCGUUGUGGAUUUGUCCAAUUUACCAGCAGGGCGUGCGCUGAGCAGGCCAUCAGUGCACUGAAUGGGUCUCAGAUUGGUAGUUCCAAUGUUCGUCUUUCAUGGGGCCGUAGCCAAAACAAACAGCCUCCCCAGCAGGAUGCAAACCAGGGUAAUGGCAACAGCUACUAUGGAUAUCAACAGGGUCCUGAGGCAUACUAUGGUGCACCCAAUGCGCAAGAUCCUAGCAUGCAAAACUAUGGAUACUCUGGUUAUGGCAGUUACGAGCAGCAACAGCAGCCAUCUCAGCAGCAGCAGCCUGCACAGCAGCAGCCACCACAGCAGCAACAGCAGCAGCCCCCACAGCAGUGACCACUGAGGCGAUGGAGCGCAAUCAGAGAUUCAGAGCUGCAUGAACUGAAUGCUACCGCGUCAUGAGUUAUCGUAUAGGUGUCCUUGUUUGUAAGAUGGGUCGUAUCUAGUAGUACUUUGACUGUUGGGCAGUAGCUCUAGUUCUAUUCAGUGCUUCUCUUGGUUUUAAAUUAUCGAACUAUGUCCAUGACUGAGUUAAGCUUUUAAUGUUAUUUUGGAUCACCA
This is a messenger RNA of Triticum aestivum (bread wheat), 1743 nucleotides long. RefSeq names its product polyadenylate-binding protein RBP45. NCBI's taxonomy places the organism in Eukaryota, Viridiplantae, Streptophyta, Magnoliopsida, Poales, Poaceae. Gene Ontology annotation, molecular function: mRNA binding. The coding region runs from base 124 to 1518 and encodes 464 amino acids. The transcript is spliced from 7 exons. Gene Ontology annotation, cellular component: cytosol. The record is from RefSeq and is a predicted model, not a curated record.